AUGGCCGAACUCAUCACCGCCAACGACCCGCGCAAGGUGGUCGUCAUCACCGGUUGCUCGUCCGGCCUCGGCCGCUCCAUGGCCAUCGAGUUCGCCGCGCAGCCGCACUACCGCGUGUUUGCCACGGCGCGCAACGUCGAGGCGCUGCGCGAGCUGCCGGCGACCAUCGAGCGCGUCCAGCUCGACGUGACGGAUACAGAGUCGAUCAAGGCCGCAUUCGACAACAUCCGCCACUGCACCAAGGACCGCAUCGACAUCCUCAUCAACAACGCCGGCGUCAACCUCGCCGUUGGCCCCCUCAUCGAAACACCCAUCGACAACAUCCGCAAGACAUUCGAUGCGAAUUUCUUUGGACUGAUCGCGGUGACGCAGGCCGCGGUGCCGUCCAUGAUUCGUCGUCGCUCGGGAGUGGUUGUCAACAUCGGCUCGGUAGCUGCGAUUGCAUGCAUGCCGUUCGGUGCGCCCUAUUCUGCAUCCAAGUCCGCCGUUCAUGCGCUUUCGGAUACGCUUCGACUCGAGCUGGCCGGGUUCGGCAUCAAAGUGGUGGUCGUGGCUCCGGGUGCGAUCAAGUCGUCGAUCGCAGACAAUACGCAGAAGAAUCUGCCCACCGCACCGCGUGGGUCGGACGACGAUCUCGGAUAUCUGCCUGCCGACUCGCUGUACAAGCACGUCGAGGACCUCGUCAAGUUCCGCGCCGAGUUCAGCCAGCAGGGCGAACCCACGCCCAGCGAAACUUUCGCCCGCAACGUGCGCAAGUGGGUCGCAGCCUCCAACCCGGGCGCCUACCUCUUCACGGGCAAGAAGAGCCUCACCGUCUGGAUCGCCUACUACCUCCCCACCAAGGUCAAGGACUGGAUCGUGGGUAGGAUCUUCCAGAUUCACCGCAUCGGAACCAACGCCCACAAGAACAAGAACAUCUAG
Molecule: messenger RNA, 921 nt
Organism: Moesziomyces antarcticus
Lineage: Eukaryota; Fungi; Basidiomycota; Ustilaginomycetes; Ustilaginales; Ustilaginaceae
Product: NADPH-dependent 1-acyldihydroxyacetone phosphate reductase-like
Exons: 2
Coding region: 1-921 (306 amino acids)
Biological process (GO): triglyceride catabolic process; phosphatidic acid biosynthetic process
Cellular component (GO): endoplasmic reticulum; lipid droplet
Molecular function (GO): triacylglycerol lipase activity; acylglycerone-phosphate reductase (NADP+) activity
Source: RefSeq, a predicted model, not a curated record